Messenger RNA from Naegleria gruberi, 650 nucleotides. RefSeq lists its product as uncharacterized. Gene Ontology annotation, molecular function: procollagen-proline 4-dioxygenase activity; iron ion binding; L-ascorbic acid binding. Lineage: Eukaryota; Heterolobosea; Eutetramitea; Acrasida; Naegleriidae. The transcript has a single exon. The record is from RefSeq and is a predicted model, not a curated record. Gene Ontology annotation, cellular component: endoplasmic reticulum. Bases 6 to 632 code for a protein of 208 amino acids. Gene Ontology annotation, biological process: peptidyl-proline hydroxylation to 4-hydroxy-L-proline.
ACAAGAUGCAACAACAACCAAAAGUCAACAUUAUCGAGCAAGGAAACAUUUGGACCAUUGAAAAUCUUUACUCACCAGAAGAAUGUCAACAACUCAUCAAGAUUUGUGAAUCGAAUGGAUUUGUGGAAGCUCCAUUCAAUGCCAAUAUGGCCAAAGAUACAAGAAAUAACGAUAGAGUGAUUCUUGAUUUACCACAACAUGCUCAAUUGUUUUGGGAAAGAGUUUCACCUUAUUUACCUCAACAUGCUUCUCAAUUGGGAAAUCAAGUAUUGGAAAGUAAUGCAAAAUCUGGAUUUCAAUUGUUAAAUCCAGGAUUUUCGAAUAGAUUGAGAUUCUACAGAUAUAAGAAGGGUCAAUAUUUUGCUCCCCACACAGAUGGUUGUUAUUUUGAUAAUAGAGAUAAAUAUGUGGACCAGUCAUUCUUGACAAUCUUGCUCUAUUUGAAUGAUGUCAAUAAUGCUGGAGGAGAAACUAAUUUUAUUCAAAAUGGAAUCAAACAUAGUGUUCAACCAAAGAGUGGAUCUGUGUUGAUAUUUGUGCAUUGGAAUUGUCACGAAGGUGCUGAGGUGACAUCUUCUAAUGCUUUGAAGUAUGUUAUGAGAACAGAUGCAGUUUUUAGAAGAAUUAAAUAAAAAUCAAUCUGAUCUGAU